Molecule: messenger RNA, 823 nt
Organism: Aphis gossypii (cotton aphid)
Lineage: Eukaryota; Metazoa; Arthropoda; Insecta; Hemiptera; Aphididae
Product: piwi-like protein 1
Exons: 4
Coding region: 35-619 (194 amino acids)
Biological process (GO): regulatory ncRNA-mediated gene silencing
Cellular component (GO): P granule
Molecular function (GO): piRNA binding
Source: RefSeq, a predicted model, not a curated record
AUAAAAUAUUGAAGUAUAAACUUAUUUGAAUAUUAUGUUUUUUUUAGAGGCUCUAACUAAAUAUAGAGAGAAAAAUCAUAAACUUCCUAACACUAUUGUCAUAUACAGAGAUGGUGUGGGAGAUGGACACAUAUCAUAUGUCCAUAAAGUUGAAGUCGAUGUGGUAAAGAAAACUUGUAAAGAAUUCUAUGGGGAUGAAAAAUUUGGUUUGGCCUUUAUUAUAGUUAAAAAACGUAUCAGCGCCAGAUUUUUUUUAAACACUGAAAAGAAAAGAGAACAUUAUCAAAAUCCACCACCUGGAACAGUUGUUGAUAGUAGUAUCACUGACCCAACUAUGUAUGAUUUCUAUCUGGUGUCUCAGCAUGUAACCAUGGGUACAGUAACACCAACUCACUAUAAUGUAAUUGUGGAUACUCUCAAUGAAACUGCUACUAAACCAAUUACACCCAAUAUUAUGCAACAACUGACUUAUAAAUUAACUCACAUGUACUACAAUUGGACGGGCACUGUAAGAGUUCCUGCUCUAUGUCAACUAGCACACAAAUUAGCAUUUUUGGCUGGACAGUCCCUUCAAAGUAAUCCAAAUCCUGGUUUGGAAGAUUUACUGUACUUUUUAUAAGUUUUUUCACUGGCCAUUAGAUAUAGACUUGUAUCCAACACAUUAGUUUUUUUUUUCACUUUUUGGUUAAGGUUAUUGUCAAAUUUAAAUGCACUUAAAAUUUUAACUAAAUAAUUAAUUUAAACUAAAAUACUAAAAUAAAAUUUGCUAUUUAUUAAAUCAUUGUACAAAGUGGUUCUCAAUUAAUAUUCUGCAACAAAAUGU